AUGCUGCUGAGAUUAUUUUGAAUAGUGAAAACAUAACUGUAGGUUUUGAUGCUACAACGCAGGAAGGCCUUCACGUAAACAGUGUACACAUUACAAACAAAAGUGACUGUCAUGUCCUUGCAAUUGAUCAGUUAGCAGGUGGUACAGCAGAAGAUUAUGAGCUCUAUAUCACUGAGACUUUUGAUAACUUGACAAAUGUUUAUUGCAAACUCUAUUCUAGCAAUUUUGAAGAAACUCGCCAAAAAAUUAUAGGACAUAUUUCAAAUACCAUGACCGACAGAGCAACAGUAAAUCAUGCCACCAUCCAACGCCUUGAACUAAAUUGGAGAAAAAAACCCAAUGAACUGAAUUUUCCACCUCCAUCCUUUAGACACUAUUGCCAGUUCAGUCCGGACUUCUCUGAAGGUCAAUGAACCACCAGACCUUGUAAAAAAACCAUUUGGUUCAGACAGUAUUGCGCACCAGCUUGUUCUCUCCAUUAACAAGUUCCGGUAUAAAGAUGGAAGGGGUGACCCCAAAGGGUUUACCAGUGCUUUGGAAAGAGCCGGUCUUCCAAAGGGACUCUUGCCACGUUAUAGGGGGAAUCGCCUCCAUAUAAUGUUUCACAUCGCUGGUAAAUUACACCAUCACAAGGACUUACUCAUGAAAUUAUUUGAAGAAGCUACUGUUACCUGUGGCGGUCUACAAAUUGCGAUACUACAUGAUUUCAAGUCACCAGUUGCACAGGUGGAGAUUCAAGUCUUUGGCUUGAUUGGGAAAUUGCUUUCUGGGCCAUGGAUGGCCAAGUUUUACACAUCAAGUGUCAAUCAAGUCAGCCAUGUUGAUGGUAUCACCAUCGUCAACGAUCUCUUAAGAGUUUUAAGAGGGUUUUCUGAAAGUUCUCUGGACACUUUGACCCUACAAACAGAUUUCUAACUACCGUUAUUUGAUGCAACUCUACUUUCACUUCAGCAGAAGUCAGUGGAUGAACCAUUGUUCAUUUCAAUGAUGGAAUCCUGCCUUUUGAAGAUCAUCAAAGUCCUAGCACGUCAGUAUGCACGAUACUUCAGGACUGAUUUGACGGACCAGCUGAGGAGAGACGGAAUCAGCACGCUGCCACAAUAUUGAAGCGGAAGAAAUCAUGGGGAUGGUUAGUGCAGCUAAAGAUCAUGCCCCGAAUGCCACUAUGUGCUUCUUGUCUUCACAGACCCGGGCUCGAAAGAACCUUGUUGUAGAUUACCUGGACACCCUAACAACAGAAAAAAGACAGAAAAAAAAA
This is a messenger RNA of Priapulus caudatus, 1258 nucleotides long. RefSeq lists its product as uncharacterized. The record is from RefSeq and is a predicted model, not a curated record. NCBI's taxonomy places the organism in Eukaryota, Metazoa, Priapulida, Priapulimorpha, Priapulimorphida, Priapulidae.